CUUACAAUAAUAUAGAAAAUUUAUCACAAACAAUAAGACAAACAUGCACGACACGUUACCACACGUAGCUUGACUGGACGGACUAGGCAGUGGACAGGCCAGGGCCAUGCUGCUCCUCACCUAAAACAAAACACAGUACUAUCUCUCCCUGCCGAGGCAAAGCAUAAGGACUGGCUUCAUUCCAGUCAUUCCAAGAAAGGCACCUAAUAAAAGUGUGAGAGGACAGGAACACCCAGCACAUUACUGACUCCUUCAGAGGCUGCAAAGAUUUAGCUGUGUGACAGCCCACCUGAACACGACCUUAUUUGGAGUCCAGCAUCAUGGUCUCAGUGUUCCUGCUUGUGCUACUUUCUGUGGGAGCCCUCUCUAUUUCUGUAGCCCAGGCACAACUUCCUGAGGACUGUGAGGAUGUCUACAAAAGUGGCUCCCCACACAAUGGGGUGUACACUAUCUAUCCUCCAGAGUACAACGAACCUGUCCAGGUGUACUGUUCAAUGGACUGUGAGGAUGAUGAGGACAGGGGAGGAUGGACUGUGAUUCAGAGGAGAAAGGAUGGCACUUUGAACUUCCACAGACCCUGGGAUCAGUACAAGAGUGGCUUUGGAAAUAUUUCUGGAGAAUACUGGCUGGGACUGGAUAACAUCGUUGCCAUGACUUCGCUAAAGAAGUACAGGUUGAGGGUGGAAAUGAAAGAUUUUGAGGGAGCAAAGGUCUACGCUGAGUACUCCACUUUCUCUAUUGAUCCUGAGUCUGAUGACUACACGCUGCACAUUGGCAACUACAUCAGUGGAGGUGCAGGUGACUCUCUCAAGUAUUCCAAUGGGGUGACAUUUUCCACCUUUGACCAUGGAAGUUAUUCUUAUACUGCUGAUAGAUAUCAUGGAGGAUUCUGGUUCACCAAAACUGUUUAUGCAAACCCCAAUGGCUUGUACAAAUGGGGUCGGCAUUUAGAAGCACGUACAGGUAUCUUGUGGAUCGGCUGGAAGGGUUACUAUUACUCUUUGAAAGCCAUCUCCAUGAAGAUCAGACCUUUGUCUCUGGAAUAUGUAAAGAGCUAGGAAGGGCAACUACAAAUCAACUUCCUUUUUGAGCCACACCCUCUCUAUGAUCAUUACACAACCAUUCUCUGUCCUUCUUCUGUAGUUGUGCAGCUUUGGAUGAACAGAUUGAACAGCUUAUUGGAUCUUUUUAUAUUAUAAUUACCAAAAAAUUAAAUGCAUACUUAUUGAGGCUUUUAUGACUUCCUGUUUUGUCCCCCCCCCCCCCCAACCUGUCCCUCACUAUGUGUCUGGCAGAAAGAGUCAUGCAUUGAAUGCUUGUUGGGGUUAAUUUUGGAUAUAAAAUGCCAGAUCAUCAUGAUUUUAUGACUAUUCUAAAAUUAAGCUUCCCAAAGGCCACUCUGCUUUCAUGUAUUUGUAAUAACCUGCUUUCAAAUAAACACUGUCCUGUUCAUUGACACCCUG
This is a messenger RNA of Anguilla anguilla (European eel), 1463 nucleotides long. Its product is annotated as microfibril-associated glycoprotein 4-like. The record is from RefSeq and is a predicted model, not a curated record. Bases 321 to 1058 code for a protein of 245 amino acids. NCBI's taxonomy places the organism in Eukaryota, Metazoa, Chordata, Actinopteri, Anguilliformes, Anguillidae. The transcript is spliced from 7 exons.